UUGGACUCUGUUGCACCGAUGCGCUGCAAAUCCAGGAAAUCAAAAUCCGACCCCUGGUUAAAUGCCACGACCCGUGCCCUCAGGCAAUGCUGCAGACGGGCGGAGAGAAAAUGGAAAAAGGACAUCUGAUUUGGGACUGCCAUGGGAUCCCUCAGGAACAGUCAGAGGAUAUGGUUCAGGAUAGGGAAGUGUGGAUUGAGCUGCUUGGUCUGCUGCCACCACAACCCAGAUAAAUGGCAGAAAAUGAAUGAAUGAAUGAACGAACAUCAAGAAUGGGGAGGUCACAGCCCCUUUGUGGACCGAGAAUUGGGAUUGGGACUCCUCAAUUUUGGCCUGGUAUCUCAAUGUUUAUUCAAUGGGACUGUUCAGGCUCCACCCCAAACAGUCACAUGUGUGCUGGUGGUUCCUGGCCACAAAAAUGUGUUACCAAGAGGUCUGCCGUCAGGUCAACCAGUACCAGCAAGGUCAAGAAAUUUGCAAAUCUCUCGCCUGUAACCUUGAUGAACUCACACUAACCGUGGGAGGCAGAGUCAAACUACAGCUGGUGCAGGGAGACAUCGCCAAGGAGACAACCGAUGCUGUCGUGAACACAACAAACUUCAUUAAUUUUAAUACAAGCACAUGUAAGGCCAUCUUAGCUAAAGCUGGACCAGAAGUGGAGGCUGCUCUAAAAACCGCAAAAGUGGAUGCAGGAGGAAUUUUUGUCACCCAGCCUGGCAACUUCCCUUGCAAAAUCAUUUUUCAUGUGAGCGGAAAAGGGAACACGAAAACUGUUGAAGAACUGGUGCUUGACAUCAUUUCACGCUGUGAAACCGCCAAACUCAACUCUGUGGCCAUUCCUGCCAUCUGUGUCGGACCUGGUAAUCUCAAACCUGAGGCUGUUGCAGGUGCCAUCUUCCGAGCAGUCCACACUUCCACUUCCUCUGCUUUAUUCAACUACCUGUCCACCAUCCGCAUAAUUCUGUUUGAGACCAAUGUUUUCCUGGCAUUCAAGCAGAAAGCCAUCCAAAGGUUUCCUUCUGCUGCCAUGAGCACAGCAUCCACGCUCUAG
This is a messenger RNA of Thalassophryne amazonica, 1051 nucleotides long. Its product is annotated as protein mono-ADP-ribosyltransferase PARP15-like. NCBI's taxonomy places the organism in Eukaryota, Metazoa, Chordata, Actinopteri, Batrachoidiformes, Batrachoididae. Gene Ontology annotation, cellular component: nucleus; cytoplasm. The transcript is spliced from 7 exons. Gene Ontology annotation, biological process: negative regulation of gene expression. Gene Ontology annotation, molecular function: transcription corepressor activity. The record is from RefSeq and is a predicted model, not a curated record. The coding region runs from base 356 to 1051 and encodes 231 amino acids.